Annulohypoxylon truncatum is the source of this 2226-nucleotide messenger RNA. RefSeq names its product cytochrome P450. Gene Ontology annotation, molecular function: oxidoreductase activity, acting on paired donors, with incorporation or reduction of molecular oxygen; heme binding; iron ion binding. The record is from RefSeq and is a predicted model, not a curated record. Bases 339 to 2039 code for a protein of 566 amino acids. The transcript is spliced from 2 exons. Lineage: Eukaryota; Fungi; Ascomycota; Sordariomycetes; Xylariales; Hypoxylaceae.
GAAUAUUAUAAACAUGUCUUCCUAUGUAAAUGUUCAAGAAAAACGCGUGGAAUUCUGCUAGAUCAGUGGGAUUAUUCACUGCCCCUCUUAUGUUUGCUGGAAAGCCCCUAUUCCUAAUUUGGACUUGACUGGGGUGUGACCUUAAUUUCCAAUUCUGCCAACAUGAAUGGACAACAAAAUCGCGGACGAUCGGGGAAAUGAACAUAAUAUUCAUUUUACGUGAAUGUCAGCCCUGCAAGGCGGCACCCGUGCCUUGUCGAACCCUCUGGUGAAUAUAAAACUCUUGAUCGAUUGCUGAAUUUCAUGAAUAGUAAACGUUUUUAGGAGGCGAUUUAGCAAUGAUGGACUCCUCUUGGCUGGUGUUGAACGCUUUUGGCGGUGUCUUAUUGACUAUCGCGAUUGUACGAACCUUUGCCUUCGUUUCCGAACUAUGGCAGCACCGAGCAUUAAUAAAGAAAUUGGAGAAAAUGGGGAAGCCGAUGCCCGCGCACAGUAGUAUUCUAGGGCAUCUCCUCGCUGCGAAAACUGCUAGCGAUGAGCUUCCACCAGGUGCUCACAGCGCUUAUAUCCUAGACCGCAUAGCUAGAAAAUUAGAUGGGAAAUAUGGUCCGCCAGCAUAUUACUUCGACAGCUACCCUGUGAGCAUCCCUAUGCUCAUGGUAAGAGAUCCGUACAUUGCCAAUCAAGUCACCGGCCACCCUUGGACUUCUGCUCAGAAGCCAACAAGCCUCACGGAAUGGUUCGCACCCAUUUCAGGAAAAGGGGGUAUCAACCUCUUCACCCAAAAUGAUCAGGAAUGGAAACACGACCAUAACCUAUUCUUACCCUUCUUCAACAAUAGCAAUCUCGAUGCUACCAUGCCUAUUAUAAUCGAGCAGAUGCUUGUUUUUCGCGAUAUUCUCCGGAAGAAAGUUGAAGUGGGAGAUAUUUUCCGUCUGGAACCAAUGACGCUCUCGCUCAUGAAAGACAUCAUUGGCCGCGUAGUCUUCAACACCGAGUUGGGAAAUCAAACAGCCGGCUCUCAUCCCCUUUCCGAGGCCAUGCUGCAUCAGCUCGAUUUGAAGUUCGGUGCGAGCAACGUCAUGGACAACAUUGGUCAACUUAAUCCGCUCAGGGCGUUCAGUGUUUGGAACAACAGUCGCAUUCUAAAUCGACACAUUGGUGCCCAAGUAGCGAAGCGGACCGACGCUUUUCGUGAAGCUAAGGCGCGACACGAGCAGUCAGCUUUCAACUCGAUACUCGACCAAGCUCUUGAAACCUAUUACUCCCAACCAGACCACAAACUAUCCGACCCUCUCGAUAAGGAUUUCAUGAGCAGUCUAUGUGCUCAAUUACGUAUGUUUUUCUUCGCCGGCUAUGACUCUACAUCGAGCACGAUGGUCAGCUGCUGCUACAUGAUCUGGACCCACCCCGACGUGCUAUCCAAGCUCCGCGCCGAACAUGACGAGGUCUUCGGAAGAAACGUCGCAGCCUGCCCAGAUAUGAUCACCGAAAACCCCUCCAUUCUCAACUCUCUUCCGUAUACCUUGGCAGUAAUCAAGGAGACAAUGCGCCUUUUCCCUCCCGCAAACGGCAUCCGCAUGGGGUGCAGGGACCUAGUGCUCAAGGAUCGUGAUGGGAACGAGUAUCCCACCGAAGGAUGCUGCGUGCAAACCAGCCAUUUGAGCAUCCAUCGAAACCCCGAAUGCUGGCCUCGACCACUCGAGUUCCUACCAGAGCGCUUCCUCGUCGGUCCAGACCACGAGCUCUACCCAGGCAAAGGCGCGUGGCGCAUUUUUGAGUAUGGUGUGCGUAACUGCACAGGCCAGGCGCUCGUCUUGAAGGAAGUGAAGGCUUUCCUCGCCGUGGUAUGCAGGGAGUUCGACUUCCAGGAGUGCUACGAUGAGGUUUAUGCUGGUGAGAAGACAGACCUGGCGAAUGUGGACAAUGAGAAGGCGUAUCUUAUAGAACAUGGCGCCGCGCAUCCGCGGGGCGAGUUCCCGUGUAGGGUGUCGUUGAGUGGGUACGUUCCUGGUGAGCACAGUAGUGAUGAAAUUUGAUGUCUCUUCCAGGAUGUAUUCGCAGUUAACUACUGCAAAUACGUUAAUCUGCAAAAUACAUACCUGUAAUUUAUGUUACGUUUCUCCUAUUAUAAACUGACCCUGGAAAGCAAUGACUUGAGAGUGAAAAGGCUUUAUAUAUAAAGUGACCAAAUAUAUACUCGCAGCAAUAUAAACUCACUCACAC